GGAACAGGUGGAAAAUUCUGUGUGUCGUUUCAAAUUGUUCCCGAGCUCGGAAGAGAAAACCGACACUGUGAAGGUUUGACAGCCGUAGCGAUCAAACAGUUUGCGAAAGUCCGAGUCUUUGAACUUCUGUCAUAUCCCAAACUUCGAAACGGUCGCUGCGACUUGGUGAAUCUUUCUAGCGGUUGACGGCGGCAACGAUGAUCAGAAAGAGGGAAAGAGAAAACCCGUGUGGGGUUUGCGGGCACUACCAUAAGUACGAAGAAGGCGAGGUUUGCGGGAUUUGCGGCCACCGGAUUCCGGAUUCCUCCACCGACAAACCUUCCGUCCACAUCAGCGCUUUCCCUUCUGAGAUCCUUCCGGACUUUCUCUAUCUGGGUAGCUACGACCACGCCUCAAGGUCCGAGCUUUUGAAAACCCAGGGGAUUUCUCGGAUUCUCAAUUUAAUGGGUUUGAUUGGCUGUAGUGCUGAUUGUGGAUCGAGAUGGAUUGGGUGUGGUCUGCACAUGAGUUACUCGACAGUACCUGCUUGUCAAAAUCUUUACAAGAACUCCUUCACCUAUCAUUGCCUCCAAGAUGACAAAACUUUGCAGUUUGAUGAAGCCAUACAAAUUUUAGAACAAUGCGAGAACGAAAAGGCUCGUAUUCUUGUACACUGCAUGUCAGGAAAGAGUAGGUCUCCAGCAAUUGUAAUAGCUUACUUAAUGAAGUCCAAGGGAUGGAGGCUUGCACAAAGUUACCAGUGGGUGAAAGAACGAAGACCUGCUGUUGAAUUGACUGAAGGGGUAAACCAGCAACUGCAGGAGUACGAGCAGAGGCUACUCUUGUCUGCAGAUAACACCAAUCCUGGAAUUCCAGCCUUCCCACCAGCUGGCUCACCAUCAUUUAGCUUUGGAUUCCCAAAAGUCUACAACGAUCUAGCACCACCUCCAGCUGCUACCUUUCCGGCUUUCAGUCCCCCCGGUGCCACCUCAAUUUUCUCGCGCCCUCUGGAUGUACCUCUGCAGGAGUUCCAGUUUGGGGCUGGCCUUCCUCAGGGUAACCCGAAAAGCCCUAGCGGCGGAGAUGUUUCAAUGGAUACAUAAAAUAGAAAAGCUAGGACUCUGUGAACAAUGUUUAGUAGAAGCUGGAUUUGGUGCUGUAUAAGGAGUUUUGUAUUAUGAAGUAUUCUUUUGGGAGUUCUUUGAGCUGUACUCGUCACUUUUCUUGUUCUAUACAUAGUAGUAAUUCAUUGAGGGGGGGAGGAAUUGUUAUUUUUGGCAUUCUUUUCCGUCUCCCUCUAUCUCGUAGUUCCCACAAAUUGCAAGGUUUUUUUAAUUGGAACCUAGACCUGUUCCUUUUUCUCUUAUUAUAAAAUUAAUUUAUCGACUGAGG
This is a messenger RNA of Linum tenue, 1371 nucleotides long. Lineage: Eukaryota; Viridiplantae; Streptophyta; Magnoliopsida; Malpighiales; Linaceae. The record is from the annotation of a GenBank genome assembly.